Messenger RNA from Elaeis guineensis (African oil palm), 3668 nucleotides. The record is from RefSeq and is a predicted model, not a curated record. Lineage: Eukaryota; Viridiplantae; Streptophyta; Magnoliopsida; Arecales; Arecaceae.
UCUCUCUCUCUCCCCCCUUCUCCUUUUCUCUCUCUUUCUCUUUCUUUGCUACAAUCACUUCCACUUUUAUUGGUUUUGGCUGCUUCUUGUGACGGCGCUUGAGAAUUUUCAUAAAGGAGGGGACUCUGGGCUUCAGGGUCCUUCCAAGUUCCCAUCUUUGAUGCAGAGUGGAAUCCUCUGAAGAAUUUUUAAAAGAGGCAUGGUCGAGAGUAUCUGUGGAUCGAGGAUACAUCAAGAUUUAAUCCCCGCCAAAAUCUGACCAGUGCAUUGCUGCUCUAUGUAGCUUGUAAUGAAAGAGUAUCUCAUCUGGGUGACUUGCAACGCUUCAUAAUUUGAUGCAUGAAUGGGAACAAAAGUGCAGUGUAAAAGCUACAUUCCGGGAUACUACCCAAUGACAAAUUUAAACAAGGACUCAGACAGUAGUUGGUCUCGUUAUCAUGAAGAUAAAACAUUUAGUGGGCCGCUGUACAAUGGUUUCAAGGUGAGCCCAGUGAAUGAACAUUCAGAAUAUGAUAAAGAAAUGUUGAAGAGAACAAUGCUUGAACAUGAAGCAGUGUUUAGGAAGCAGGUUUAUGAACUUCACCGUCUUUAUAAAGUACAAAAGUACUUGAUGGAUGAGCUUAAGAGAAAACAGUCGUACAGAUAUUCUGCACCAACAGGGGCAUCCCACUCAAAUAUGUUUUCAUCUCAAAUGCCACAUGAAGUUCAUGGGAAGGUGUGGCAGAUGCCUCAUCAACCUUUAGUGCACAUGAGUUAUAGUAGGGCUUCUGCGCCAGAUGCCGAUGACAAGAAGCCCCAUAUGGGUUUUCUGAAGGAAAAUAAUAUGCAGUACACUCCAAUUUCACCUGAAAAUGGAGGAUCUCUUGAUGACAGACCAGUGGACCGUAAACUCAAGAGGCCAAAAAUAAUGUUUGACCUUCAUCUCCCUGCUGAUGCGUAUAUUGACAGUGAAGAUGCUGAAAGUACAGAGAAGGAAAAUGUUGCUGAUUCAUGUGUUAGGGCUGCUGAUCCUCUUAACAAAAUUCAUGGUAUUGAGCCUGAGAAGAAUGUGAAGCUAACUCUUGGCACUAGUGAUGAUGGUAAUUGCAGGGAAGGUAGCUGGAAGUUAGAUUCGCAUCCACGAGGUUGUCUUUCUAUUUGCAGUUUGGCUGAUUUGAAUGAACCCAUCAAAGAAUCAGAUGGCGAGGAAGCUGCAGGUUCAGUUUCUAAUUGUUUGAGAACCCAAUAUAAAGAAGGGCAUCAGUUACCAAUGAAAUCGACUGCAACUUUUGUUCCGCGGGAUAUUUUCAUGGAUGGAUAUAGAAAUGAGGGAAGUUGCUCAAACUUUCUUCAUGCAGAUAAGCGGGAAAUUAGACAAGAAUGGCAAGCCUUACAUAAUCAUGUUGGCAAAAGUAGAAGCAAUGUGAAUUCUUUCAGUUCUGGUUCAUGCAUUGAGAAAUACCCAAUGUCAUCUGAGUCGAUUCAAUUGAAGCUUGAGAAAGCCAAUGAAAGUCAUUUACCUGAUCAGAAUAAACUAGAUACAUAUUUAAGGGAGAAAACAACACAACCUACUGAAAUUGUUGGAAGAAAUCUUCAUCUUGUUCGCUCAAACCAUUCAGUGGUGACAUAUUCUCAAAUGAACAGUCCACUCUCAGUUGUUUCUCGAUCAGCCUGUUCUAGUGCUACAUCUCCACCAGUUUCAUCUUGGAGAAAGCCAGCCCAUAGUAUAAGCCACAUUCCAAUUGCGGUUCAAGCACUCCCAUGCUUCAAUGGCUCCGUAUUGACGAAUGCACGGAGCAACAAUUCUAAUGCUCAAAACUGUAGUACCGCUGCUGACAAACUGCAAUGCAAUGGCGUUUUGAAGUCACACUCGCAUUUGGGGAGUAAAUUUCCAAAUGGCCUUCAUAAUGAUUUGCAGUUGGAUUCUAAAUCUUCAACACAUUUGCUCCUCCCAUCAAUCACCCUUGAUCGACCAAACCUCAACAGGGGUGGUGAUAAUUCAGCAUAUCCGAACUGUGACAGUCAUGCAGUCCAAAAGUGCUUAGAUGGUUUGCAGUGCCAAGACAAUAAAUCUGGAACUUCUAAUCGAGCUAUCCUGAAUGGAAUUCUGGACAACCUCACUUCCAAACAAGAUUUAGCAGGGAAGCAUGAUGGACCAUCAAAGGGGUUACCUUGGCUAAGUACGAAGUCACCCGGCAGUGGGUCUUCUGAUAUAGCAGUAUGUGACCCUCAAAUGGAGUUAGGUUUCACAAAGGAUUAUUCUCGGCUGAUGUCUGGAUAUGAAAAGGUUACUGCAGAAUUUGCAAGUAAAGGAGAGAAAGAUAGAGGUUCUUCUCUGUGCAUUCCGCAUCAUUAUCUAUCACAUUUUCAGAUCAAAGAAAACAAAAUUUAUAGGCAUGAGGCAUCUGAUGAUGACUUGAAUAGCAAUAGAAUUCCUGAUUUUCCUCUUCUUGAUAAGAUUCAGCAGAGUGCUCACUGCUCACCUGUCUCAUGUCAUAAACAAUCUUCAGCUGAUGACACAAAGUUCAGUGAAAAAGGAAAGGGUGCUAGAAAUCAUUGUCUGGGUACCAGAAACAACAUUAAUUUGAACUCUGCUAUAGAUGAGGCAGAAUCUCCGCCAUCACUUUCCAUUCCAGGUUUGUCUGCAAAAAUUGCUUGCAAAAUUGACUUGGAAGCACCAAUUGAUGCAUGGGAAGAAAGUACCGUAAGUUUGCAGGGUAAAAUCAUGGGGAUGAAUCAUUUCAAGAAGCUCGUCGAGAGCAAAGAUGGUUCACAGGAAACAGAAUUUUUGCAUGAUACACCUCUUAGAGUGGCAGCGGAGAUUAUCAUUUCUAUGUCGCUAGAUGUUUCCAGUCAUUCAAAUGGCAUCACAUUUUGCUCAUCAACCCCGGCAUCAUGUGAUGAUUCCUUGCAAUGGUUUGCAGAGGUAGUUAUAUCCAGUGCAGAGAGUGGAGUGUCAAAAGGAAGAGGAGAUGGUGGCUCUGAACCUUCGGAUGAUGAUGGGAUGGAUUCAUUCGAGUCCUUGACAUUGAAGCUUGAGGCCAUGAAGGAAGAUGAGUACAUGUGCAGAUCAUGGGAGCAAGAGAAGCCAAAGGAUGAGGAAGCAAGCACUGCUUCACUGCUUCUUACGAGACCUCGGAGGGGCCAGGCAAGAAAAAGAAGGCAAAGGAGGGAUUUCCAGAAGGAUAUUCUACCGGGCCUUGCAUCAUUGUCUAGGCAUGAGGUAGCAGAAGAUAUCCAAAUUUUUGGUAGUCUGAUGAGGGCAUCAGGCCAGCCUUGGCAGGCUGGUUCAGCCAGACGGAGCACCGGCCGAAGCGGGCAGACGAGGGGAAGGAGGCAGCCAAGAAGUUUGGCUGUGGUCCGUGUCAGUCCCCCGCCGACACAGCCUACUAAUACUGAGCUUGAGAUUGGUGGGACAAGCAUGAUGGGGUGGGGGAGGACGACAAGGCGAUGUCGUAGGCAGAGAUUUACCCCUGGAAAUGCUUCUGUUCCUCAUGAGUAGAGCUUGGAGGGCUUCAUUUGUGAGCAUAAUCUUACGGAGGGUCAUCAGAAUAGCAAUUUUCUGAGUGUUUGGUUGUUUUAACCUGGGGAUGUUUUGUAUAUGUCGGCCCUAAUUUGGGCCUUUGAUUAAGUACUUUGAGUCAAACAGUUUGUACAUGUCAUAGCAAUAAAUGCUGGAUUUUUUCAUA